Kwoniella shivajii is the source of this 1014-nucleotide messenger RNA. RefSeq lists its product as uncharacterized. Bases 1 to 1014 code for a protein of 337 amino acids. NCBI's taxonomy places the organism in Eukaryota, Fungi, Basidiomycota, Tremellomycetes, Tremellales, Cryptococcaceae. The transcript has 4 exons. The record is from RefSeq and is a predicted model, not a curated record.
AUGACUACGCAAUUAUAUAAAUCGGCCACCAAGGGUGACAUAUCAUUCCACAAAUCAUUCUCCAUGAUAGAUUGCGCAAAAGUGAAAAUUCUCGAAGCUCCCUCUUCCCCAUCAUCGACUUCAUUGUCAUCAACUUCAUCUGAGCCUGGUCAAGUCGGAAAUCCUAUCGUACCACUAUUGACAGAUGAAGAAUUAUGGGAGACAUGGUUUUCAUAUCCUUCCAAACCUCAUAUGACUUUACAUCGUUGGGCUGAAGGCAAUAAAGCUCAACUUGACAUGUUUAUUCACAAUCUUCAUUCCUCCCCAACAUCUUCAUCCCUGUUUCCACUGUUCCUCUCAAAGUGCCAGACAACUCUCGCUUCAUUGAAGAUACUCGUGAUUGGAUCUAUACUUUUGAUUCGAGGGGUAAAUCACGGUCCUCAGAUGGGAAGAACGAUAUUUGGUAGGAUUUUAGGUGAAAGAUAUAACGAUUUGAUGACAUUCCAUGGUUCAUCCCAAAGGCAUUCAAAGCCACUGAUUAUCAAGGAGGAGGUCAUAAGGAAAGCUGCACAGGAAGCUAGGGUAUUACAGAUCAGGGGAAAUGAGCUAUUCGCUCAAGGGAAAUUUGAAGCUUCACUGGAACAUUACGGUUUUGCUAUUAUCCGUUUGAUACCGUGGGAUACCGCAAGUCUGUCACCUGAAAUGUCUCACAUAACAGGAUUUGAUGAAUUAGAUCAGACAUUACUUCUGUCAAUAGCUUUGACGUCGGUUCGACUCGCACAAUCUCUACCAGUGGAAUACCGAACACAUUCAUCGAUAGCAGGAUCAAGGUUAUAUAGAUUGACCAAAGCAUCUUGUGAUUACAUAUACUGCUCUCCUGUAGGUUCCUCGAAUGACAAGGUAGAACAGAGGGUCGAAACUAUGCUUGCAUCGAGAUUGGAAAGAUUAGCUCGCGAUAUUGCGGAAAUGCCUUCAGAUGGAUCGGAUAGGGAAGAAAUGCCUGUCAGGAACGUUAGGAAAUGGUUUGAUAACUAA